GUUCCGCAUUUCGGCUCUGCUAAGUGGGGGAGGCGGACGAGGUGGGCUUAUCGCUUGCAUCCGCUGAAACGGCUCGACCCCGGCUCAGAGCAGCGGCGGCCAGUGUUUCAGCCGUCGGCGGGCCGAGGACUGUCGCUACCUCUCAGUUCCCGUGCGGGCUCCGAAUCCUAACUGCGGCAGGGGCCAGCGGCCCCUCCCCUCCCCUCUGAGGAUAGAAGAUGAGCUUCCUCUUCAGCAGCCGCUCUUCUAAAACAUUCAAACCAAAGAAGAAUAUCCCUGAAGGGUCUCAUCAGUAUGAACUCUUAAAACAUGCAGAAGCAACUCUAGGAAGUGGGAAUCUGAGACAAGCUGUUAUGUUGCCAGAGGGAGAGGAUCUCAAUGAAUGGAUUGCUGUUAACACUGUGGAUUUCUUCAACCAGAUCAACAUGUUAUAUGGAACUAUUACAGAAUUCUGCACUGAAGCAAGCUGUCCAGUCAUGUCUGCAGGUCCAAGAUAUGAAUAUCAUUGGGCAGAUGGUACUAAUAUUAAAAAGCCAAUCAAAUGUUCGGCACCAAAAUACAUUGACUAUUUGAUGACUUGGGUUCAGGAUCAACUUGAUGAUGAAACUCUUUUUCCUUCUAAGAUUGGUGUCCCGUUUCCCAAAAACUUUAUGUCUGUGGCAAAGACCAUUCUAAAGCGUCUGUUCAGGGUUUAUGCCCAUAUUUAUCACCAGCACUUUGAUUCUGUGAUGCAACUGCAAGAGGAGGCCCACCUCAACACCUCCUUUAAGCACUUUAUUUUCUUUGUUCAGGAGUUUAAUCUGAUUGAUAGGCGUGAGUUGGCACCUCUUCAGGAAUUAAUUGAGAAGCUUGGAUCAAAAGACAGAUAAAUGUUUCUUCUAGUACACAGUUACCCUCUUGCUUCACCUACUGCUAGAGCUAUCUCAUUGCUAUCUGUUAUAGACUAGUGAUACAAACUUUAAGAAAAACAGCAUAAAGACACCUAUUGUCUGUGUCUACUGAUAAAAAUUGUCCCAAAGGUAGGGUGGCCUAAUACUUUCGGAGUGAGAAAUUCAGGAUACAGCCGAAUCUGAGGCACUAUGUCACCACUCUUGUCACACUUGGUUUUAAUACGUGAUGAUUAAUCUGUAGUUUAUCAGUUUACUUGUUAUUCUUUUAUUAAAGAAAAUGAUUUAGUCUGUUUCAGAUUACAGCAUAAUGGAUAUUAAGAAUUUCCACCAAUAAUUUAUUAACAAGUUUCCACAACAAAUUUGCUAAUAAUUCAGUCAAAUAGGUUAUAUUCUACUUAUAGAAGAGGUAUUUUUAAGUUUCCUUAAGAUUUAGAACAAUUUGUAUCACUUUGGAUAACCAUUUAGUUUGAAGUUUUUACUAGUGUUUUAUAGAUAAAACAUAUUUUUUCAAAAUCCAUGAUUGCCAUUUAAAUCAUCAUAUGACAUGUAUGGGAGAAACCAAAGUUAAUUCUAAAAUGACUUUAUUUUAAAUCUUUAUUUGGGAUUUUAUUCACAUACGAGCCUAUUUAAAUGUUUAGGAGGAGUAUGUGUGUAUCAGAAAUAAUUUUUUUCUAAGGCAUCUAAGAUGGUCUUGCAGGUUUUUUGUUGUUGUUGUUUUUCGUUUUUAUUUUUUUAAUACUUCGUAUGUAUUUGAAUAUAUAGCUUUUGGCUGGCAAAAAGCAAACUUCCAAAAAAUUACAAAUUUAGGUCUCAAACCACUAUUUUCAUUCAUGUUGCCUUUCAGAAGGCUUUGAAAUGCUGGAUAGGAGGAUGGAAGAAAAUACUCAGAUUACUUGAUUGUUUUGUGUUUAGUUUCCUUUUUUAAAGAAUUCUGUAUGCAUGUGUGUGUGUGUCUAUCUUGAGACUUAGUGAAGAGUACUGUAGAAAUGCACCAACUUUAUCCCAAUAAGGAUAAAACUUAAGGAAAACCACAAUUUAAAAAAACCUUAAAAGGUGUACACAUUUUAUAACAGAGCUAAAAGUUUGGUGUGUUUCCUAUUCGUGUGUGUGUGUGUGCGUGCGUGCGCGCAUUUAAAGGAGACAACAUGGGAGAGAUAAGUAAAUAUCUUCAUUCUGUUAAUAGUCAAGGGAUGGAUUGAGCCCUCAUAGGGGUUUUAUCCUGUGUUGUUUUUGUAUCAAAACUUGAAAUUACUCUAUUUCUAUUCAGAUAAAAAAAAAAAAUCGUCCACUUAAGUGAAGAAAAGAUCCGAUUUUCAUUAGGUUUCUAGGAUUUAGUAAACUCUGACUAAAUGUAUUGAGGCACAAGUAUACUAAAGACCUGCCAGACUGGCACCGCUUGAAGUUCAUCGGCAUUCUGUUUCAGAGGGGUACUUUUGCAAAGUAUUCACUAGCUUCUUGAUGGCUUUGGCAGAGGUUAAUUUUGAUAGAGUGUUUUUGUUAUUUAUUUUUAUUAUUCCACUAGAUAUAAGGAAGAGGAUUACUUAGAAACUCCAUUUUUAUAAUAAUUCAAUUUCAAUAAAUUAUUAAAUAUAUACAGAAUUUUAAAGGAAACAAAACAUCUCAUCUAAUUAGGCUGAAAUCAUACUUCAUUGUUUCAGGAAUUAAAAGAGUGGGAUAAUCACUUAUGAAAAAAAAGAGAAAAGCCCUCUGAGACAUUCCACAAUCCACAUUUUAAGGUUAUUCAAAGGUCCCUGUCAGGCGGUCAUUUACAAAAGUCUGCAAGGAAUAAAGUCAGAUUUCUCAACUAGGGUUGUACUUGCACCAUCAUUUCUAAUAUUCUCAAAACAAAGGGUUCUCACAUUUCUCCAUUUAUUUUCAGUGAUAGAAAUCCUCUCUCUCUCUCUCCAUGAUUCAGCCCCAAAAUGAAUCAAAGACGGUUACGUUAGAAUAGUAGUAAAGGCAGCUUAUUAGUGACACAAGUAAAAUUGUUGGUAAUUUGAGACUCAGAAUGUCAUUUUAAAAAUAAAAAAUAAAAACAUUACCAAGUUCACAUACGAAUCCGGCUUAACCAACAAUGCAUCUAAAUAUCAAGGAGUUGAGGGCAGGAGAAUUGGAGGGAUGGGGAGAGGAUGGCCCCUUCCCGACUUGGCUAAAAGGCCAACUUUUGAUAUGAGUUGGAAGAAAUCAGUCUGUCUUGGACUCCUCUCACUUUUUAUUUAUCUCCCUGUGCCCAGGGUCUGCUUGUUUGACAACACUCCCUACCCUGACCGCUCCUAAUCACAAGUCAUCUCCUCUCAAUGUCUCAUCUACUCAUACCUGAUAACAGUCUGGGGUGGAGAGUGCUUUGUACAUUAUGCAGUUAAUCCUUUGGUGCUUUUAUUUUCAGGCCUUUUAAAAAAAUUAGAGAAUGAUGUGGAGGUUUUUGUUUAAAUAUUGAAACUUCUUUGUACUACAGUUUUUGUAUUGACAGCCAAAUGUAUCCUUUAUUCUUCUCCAGACUGAAUAAAGUGAUUUUAGAGAACUGCCAGCUACAAAGUAUUUCCUUUUGUCUUAGACUUGUAGAGCCCUAACUCUUGUAGCUGACUGCUCAAGAAAAGCAAAUCUGGAGCCAUCAUGACUCUGAUAUCAACCAAAGGAAAGUUUUCCUAGUCAUGUGAGGCAAGAGGAUGAUCCUGAUGAUUUUAACUUUUGCAAACAUUGCUGAGGUUUUCUGAUUAUACUGUUGGCCUUUUCUCUGAGCAGUGCGGUUAUACUAGAAGUGGAGCUUCUAAGCUUAACAUUAUUACCUCAGAAGCAUAAACAAAUCAGGCCCAAAGAAUAUAGGUCCUAGAAAUUUGUUUCAAAGCAGCCCCAGUCAUGGCACUGGUGUUAACCCUUCAUGGUUAGGGGAGGGUGUCUUCUGUCUGUAGGACUCUGGCCUAAAAAUUGCAGCUCGGACACCAAACUGAGCACCUUUAACAGGGACAUUAUUUCCUCCUGAUAGCCGUUCAGUACGUGGACUUACUAUUGUAGAAUUCUGGCAAAGAGGGAAAAUAGUAGUCCCUCAGUCUUCCUGUGUUUUUGUAUUCGAUACUGAUAUUUCAGACUGUAAAAGGCUCUUGGGGGAUGUUAAAUGUGAUAGUAAGUUUAUUGAAGCAACUGCUUCGAAAUCCACUUGGGUUUUUCUCUCAUCAUCAGAUUCUGUUCCAAACAAGUAUUCUGUAAAUCCAAAUGGAUUGCCAGUGUGCAUAGAUUUAUUAUAGAACAUUCUGUGUUUGGUCUGCAUCAAAAAAUAGCUUGCAUAAGUUAGUCUUGGUUACCAUCUAAAAUAUUUUUAAAUGUUCUUUAUGAAAAUCUAUGUUGUAUUUUUAAAUCUUUAGGGGCUUUAUCUAUUUUUCUAAGUUUAUUGUACUUUUUCAAAGUAUUUUGUAUCUACUUUUGUAACUUCAUCAGAAUAAAAUAUAUUGAAAGAAAGAAAUGACUCAAAUUUGUGUCUCAACACAGUUAUUUGUGAAACUUGAGAAUUUUGCAGCCGUUGUAAAACAUUGUCUUUGCUUAUCAUUUAGAAGCUAAAAAUGUUUUCUUAACUCUUAGAAGAAAGGGUACAGUGGCUAAAACCCAUUCCAGAGAAAAAAAUAAGUUAGUCUCCUUUCUACCAUGUUAACCAAGGUCUUGACAUUCCUGGCUGUGAGGUUGAGAAAAUGGACGAGGGGAGACUGAACUUAAUUUCCUGACCUAGAAAUUGAGUACUCUGCAUUACCUAAAAGACAACCCCCUCCCAGGCAUUUUUCAUUAUUGUAGGGAAAAUAUUAGUUAUUUUUAGAGGUCCAAAUUAUAGACACCUAAUAUUAGGUCUAUUCAAAAUAGCAGUGUUAGAAUUGUU
Molecule: messenger RNA, 4752 nt
Organism: Molossus molossus (Pallas's mastiff bat)
Lineage: Eukaryota; Metazoa; Chordata; Mammalia; Chiroptera; Molossidae
Gene: MOB1A
Product: MOB kinase activator 1A
Exons: 6
Coding region: 219-869 (216 amino acids)
Biological process (GO): positive regulation of protein phosphorylation; hippo signaling
Cellular component (GO): nucleus; cytoplasm
Molecular function (GO): protein kinase activator activity
Source: RefSeq, a predicted model, not a curated record